Cololabis saira (Pacific saury) is the source of this 3631-nucleotide messenger RNA. It is a transcript of the gene paqr7b, whose product is annotated as progestin and adipoQ receptor family member VII, b. Gene Ontology annotation, molecular function: nuclear steroid receptor activity; steroid binding. Lineage: Eukaryota; Metazoa; Chordata; Actinopteri; Beloniformes; Belonidae. Gene Ontology annotation, cellular component: plasma membrane. Gene Ontology annotation, biological process: response to steroid hormone. Bases 175 to 1233 code for a protein of 352 amino acids. The record is from RefSeq and is a predicted model, not a curated record. The transcript has 2 exons.
GCUGCGCCGUAGGACCCGCCUGGCGCUGCCGCUGCUCCCGUCUCGGUCAUCUUCCCUCAGUCCUGCCCAUCAAAUAAUGUUCUCCAUGCUCUUUACGGCUCUAAUUCAUUCACCGACUUCUUUUUUAUUCCAGACUCUGGACUAAUUCCGCCAUCGACAAGUUUCUAGUUUGCCAUGGCAACAGUAGUGAUGGAGCAGAUUGGCCGGCUGUUUAUUAACGCACAGCAGCUGCGGCAGAUCCCUCAGCUGCUCGAGUCAGCUUUCCCCACACUGCCUUGCACUGUGAAGUUGUCCGAUGUUCCCAGAGUGUUUCAGGAGCGCCACAUCCUCACCGGCUACCGGCAGACGGACCAGAGCUGGCGCUAUUACUUCCUCACCCUCUUCCAAAGGCACAACGAGACCGUCAACGUGUGGACCCACCUAUUGGCCGCCCUCAUCAUCCUGGUAAAGUGGCAGGAGAUCUCAGAGACGGUGGAUUUCCUGCGUGAUCCUCACGCCCAGCCCCUCUUCAUCGUUCUCCUGGCAGCUUUCACUUACCUCUCCUUCAGUGCUCUCGCUCAUCUAUUCUCCGCCAAGUCGGAGCUCUCCUACUACACCUUUUACUUCCUCGACUACGUGGGGGUUUCUGUCUACCAGUACGGGAGCGCUCUGGCACACUACUACUAUGCCAUAGAGAAGGAUCUGCACACCACGGUGCGAGGGUUCUUUUUACCCACGGCAGCGUUUCUGGCUUGGCUCACCUGCUUCGGGUGCUGCUAUGGCAAGUAUGCCAGGAAUGAGCUGCCCAAGUUCGCCCACAAGCUCUUCCAAGUGGUGCCCUCGGCCUUGGCUUACUGUUUGGACAUCAGCCCCGUGGUUCAUCGCAUCUACAGCUGCUACCGGGACGGUUGCGCCGAUCCCACUGUGAUGUACCAUUUUUACCAUGUGCUCUUUUUCCUAAUCAGCGCCUAUUUCUUCUGCUGCCCGCACCCAGAGAGCCUGUUCCCUGGGAGGUGUGACUUCAUCGGGCAGGGCCAUCAGAUCUUUCACGUGUUUGUGGUGGUGUGCACCCUGAUGCAGAUCGAAGCGCUGCGAACAGACUUCAUGGAGCGCCGUCCCUUCUACGAGCGUCUCCACGGAGACCUGGCGCACGACGCCGUCGCGCUCUUCAUCUUCACCACCUGCUGCAGCGCCCUCACCGCUUUCUAUGUGCGCAAGCGCGUGCGCGCCUCCCUCCAAGAGAAGGAGGAGUGAGAGUUUAUUUAAAAAGAGAAAAAAAAAAGGUUAAUUUAUUUUACUCGGUAGUGAUGGGUUUUAAAAUAAUACAAAUGUUUUGUCUAUGAAAAUAUCAGUUUGUGACGGUGACUUCUGAUCUCUUCUCUACGUGAUCUGCCAAACGACGGUGAAGUAAAGUGACUGAGGAUGUGUUUUUUGUGACUUACAGUGAGAAAAAGGGAAUGAAUCUUUUGACUUAUCUGUAGCAAUGCAGGUAGUACUAGAAAACAAUUCCUUGUGUCUUUACUCCUCAUUUUUUUUGCAAAGUUGCUUUCAGUCUUGGUCUGAAGGAAUGUUUCACUUCAUGAUACAAAUUUUUCCUUUUGUCCGGGCGAGCAAGCAAGUUCCUCCAAAGGCCUUCUUAAUUAUAUUUGAACAACCCGCCUGUCUUAAUCAAAUUAUAACAUUUCAACUUGUGUAUUUAUACAGUAUGAUUCGUUCACAUAAGCCUAAUGUAUAUUGCAGCCUGACAAAAACGUAAUUCAUUAUUAUACCUUUUCCUAGAUUUGCCUCUUUAUCAAUUCAUCAAGGCACCAUCUCAGUGCCACCUUAAUUUUCGGUAACCUGUUGAGGAAAGUUAGUAAACCAAAUAUUGUUCCUAUACUCGAGAAAAAACAAAACAAAAACAUGUUUUAUGUGGAAGAGUACUAUCUUUUCAAAAUGAGGCUGGCACUCUGUGUGGGUUAAAAGAUGAAUGCAACAUCACUGAUGUCUAUUAUUAUGAUUAUUAUGAUUAUUAUUAUUAUUGUCGUUAUUAUUGUUAUUUUUUUGUACUCAAAGGGCUGGAACUUCAGCUUUUGCCUUUCCACAUCCCAUGAUGUCUCUGCUUUGCGUGCAUGUUCUCAUUGAUGGCUGAUCAGGGUUGAGUCACAAAAGCCGGGUCUGAGUGUUCUGCUUUUAGUGUGAUUUGCUUUUGUACAAUGAAUAUUUACGUGCCUCUACGCAUGUCUUUUUGGUAUAUACUGUGGAUAUUAAGUGUGUGAAUGUCAAUGAAACCUUAGCCUUGCACUUCUUUCUUACCCUGUAAAUAAGCUGUAUUACUUUAGAAGGUUACGUCUUGUUUUUUUCUUCAACUCAACAUCUGGAUCUGGUUUUGUUUUUCCUUACAUUCCUAUUUUGGUGCAUCGUUUCUGAGCGUAUGUUGGUUUCCUUCGGGCUGUUGGCCUUUUAAUGGCUAUGAAUACAUCAUUUCAUACUGCAGCUGUCGCUCUGCAAUGACAUACUGUACAUUUGUUUUCUGUUUUUGGAUGAUGACUUUUCUUAUGACCGCGUUUGCUUUAUUAAAAAUGUUGCUCAAUAUUUUUUUUUUCUCACAAAAAAAAAGAUGAAUAUUCAUUGCCUCUCUUUUAUGACGGUGUUUAAUGUGCCAAUGAAUCUGUUAUUACUUCAGUGAUGGUACUACUGAGGGAUUAAUUCAGUGACUGUCAGGGGUUGAUUUGGUUUUUAUUUUAUUUCUUUUCGUCAGCUCACUAUAAACCAGUUGAAAGUUAGAUUUAACCAAAAUGCUCCUGAAUAUGACCCUUUGUAACAUUUCUGACUGUCUCAUAAUGCACUGCCCAAAUCCACUCUGUAAAUACUGUAGCUGACAGCAGGGGCUAUGUUUGCGUGUGUGUGAGCUGUUCAUGUGGUUUUUCUGGUUUUGUGUGAAGCGUGGGAAAAGUGGGAAUGUAGAAUAAUCCUGGAAAUCCUGUAUGCUGUUCCAGGGAAGCCUGUCCGUUCUUGUGCGGGUGAAGACUGCAACACGAUUGAGGCUGCUCAAAUGAAUUUUUCUCAUUCAGUCUCACGCUUUGCUGAACGUUAAAUGCAAAUGAUUUCCAGUUGGCAAAUGUCUGUAAAUCUAAUCAGCGCUACUUGCACAGUGACAGAAGGUUACUGUCCUUAUCAUCAAGAUGCCCCAACUAGUAACUACAGAGAUGGAAAUUUGUGUAAAGAAUAUUGUUGGAAAAGAGAGAGUUUAAAAGUGCCAGAUGUUUUUUUUAUUAAGAAAAAAGUAUUUAUUAAAACGUGGAGACUAUUAGAGGUUAUCUAUGAUCAAUGCAGAUGAAACUGAUUCAGAAUUUAACUGGAAUAUAGCCUGGAGUGUGUGUGUGUGUGUGUGUGUGUGUGUGUGUGUGUGUGUGUGUGUGUGUGUGUGUGUGUGUGUGUGUGUGUGUGUGUGUGUGUGUGUGUGUGUGUGUGUGUGUGUGUGUGUGUGUGUGUGUGUGUGUGUGUGUGUGUGUGUGUGUGUGUGUGUACAUAGCCUCUGAUAUCACCCAAGAUUUCUCAUCAUGCCUUUCUGAAAAGUUGUAAGAAGACCAGAGUCUUCUGCCUCCUGUUACUGACUGUACUAAUGUUCUGUGGUAUUUAAAGAAAUAAAGUGUUACCUUAACUUCAAAAA